Molecule: messenger RNA, 2618 nt
Organism: Podarcis muralis (Common wall lizard)
Lineage: Eukaryota; Metazoa; Chordata; Lepidosauria; Squamata; Lacertidae
Source: RefSeq, a predicted model, not a curated record
GUACCACUGUAUCUUGAAUGAUGAACUGAGGAGCUACUCACUGAACCAUGAGGCAAGGUGAGGUGACUGCCUCAGGUGGCAGGAUCCACAGAGGCAGAAGAUUAGGCCUUCAAGGAAUGCAGCGCCUGCUUCAGUGGUGGUAGCGACAGUUGAAGUGCUCCCCUUGGAGGCCAGAUUUAAAAAUUAACCGCCACAGUAGCCUGUUGGCAAAUAGGAGGCACUGCUGGUCUUCUUCCACACUUGCUCUCAAUGUAGAUUUUUAUGCUUCUCCCCCCCCCCCCCUUUGUUCCUGAUACAGAUCUUCACGCAAUCCUUCUUCUCUGGCCUGCUCUCAUGUUAAUGAAAUAGCAAUCCAGAGAAGUGUCGAGAGGCUUCAACAUGGCUUUUCAUGUGGCGGGACUGAUUGCUAUCAUUGUGUUCUACCUGGCUAUCCUCUUUGUUGGAAUAUGGGCUGCAUGGAAAACCAAAAACAGCGGUAGUGAUGGAGAUCGUAGGGAAGCUAUUAUAGUUGGCGGAAGAGAUAUUGGCUUGCUGGUUGGUGGAUUUACCAUGACGGCCACCUGGGUUGGAGGUGGUUACAUAAACGGGACAGCAGAGGCUGUGUAUGUACCAGGCUAUGGACUGGCCUGGGCCCAGGCACCCAUCGGAUAUGCACUUAGCCUUGUUGUAGGUGGUUUGUUUUUUGCAAAGCCCAUGCGUUCCAAAGGCUAUGUGACAAUGCUGGACCCCUUUCAGCAAAUUUAUGGAAAACGAAUGGGAGGGCUUAUCUUCAUACCUGCCCUAAUGGGGGAAAUGUUCUGGGCUGCAGCCAUCUUUUCUGCAUUAGGUGCCACCAUAAGUGUGAUCAUUGAUAUCAAUAUCAAUAUAUCGGUUACUAUUUCUGCCCUAAUUGCAACUUUGUACACACUGGUGGGUGGACUUUACUCAGUAGCCUAUACUGAUGUGGUCCAGCUGUUCUGCAUUUUCUUUGGACUGUGGAUCAGUGUUCCAUUUGCCAUGUCCCAUCCUGCAGUGACAGAUAUUGGAUACACAGCUGUACACACUGUCUUUCAAGAGCCUUGGCUUGGAAACAUUAAAAAACCUGACAUCUACAAGUGGAUUGACAAUUUCCUCUUAUUGACCUUAGGAGGAAUCCCAUGGCAAGCAUAUUUCCAGCGAGUUCUCUCUUCCUCUUCUGCUACAUACGCACAAGUGUUAUCCUUUCUGGCAGCUUUUGGAUGUAUUGUGAUGGCAGUGCCUGCCGUACUCAUUGGUGCCAUUGGCGCAUCAACAGAUUGGAACCAGACAGAGUAUGGUGAUUCAGACCCCAAAGACAACUAUGAAGCUGACAUGAUUUUACCCAUCGUCCUCCAGUACCUUUGCCCAGUGUAUAUCUCCUUCUUUGGCCUCGGGGCAGUUUCUGCUGCUGUCAUGUCAUCCGCCGACUCUUCCAUCUUAUCGGCGAGUUCCAUGUUUGCCCGGAACAUCUACCAGCUAUCUUUUCGGCAAAGUGCGUCAGACAAAGAAAUAGUCUGGGUCAUGCGAAUUACCAUUUUUGUGUUUGGAGCAGCAGCAACAGCAAUGGCCCUACUAGCUCAGUCGGUUUAUGGGCUCUGGUACCUCAGCUCUGACCUGGUUUACAUCAUCAUCUUCCCCCAGCUCUUGUGUGUCCUCUUCAUCAAAGGAACCAACACCUACGGCGCCGUUGCAGGGUAUCUGUUUGGUGUCAUACUACGAAUUACUGGAGGAGAACCGUAUUUGCACUUGCAACCCUUGAUUUUCUAUCCUGGUUGGGAUCAAGAACAGCAAAUUCAGAGAUUCCCUUUUAAAACAUUAGCCAUGCUUACCUCUUUCUUCACUAACAUUGGAGUAUCCUAUCUGGCAAAAUACUUGUUUGAAAGCAGCACUUUGCCACCCAAAUUUGACUUCUUGGAUGCCGUUGUUGCGAAGCAUAGUAAGGAGAACAUGGACAAGGCCACUCUUGUGAAAAGUGACAAUAUUGUUUUAAACGAGUUGGCCCCUGUGAACCCUCGGCACAGUUUGACUCUAAGCAGCACCUUCACAAACAAAGAGGCCUUCAGUGAUAUCGAUUCAAGUCCCGAUGUAUCCGCAGCAGAAGAUAAGUGACAACGGCCCAACGGAGGAGAGAAAUCGCUUUCACAUCCCCCACAAUGCAACAGGGUAUGCAACAAAGGGAGAUCAGAGGCGUUUUAGUUGAGGGAGAAAGAAUGGACAGGGAACAAGCAAACAAAAACCACUGCACAACCCUCUUCAGCUCAUUUCUAGGAAUAGUCUGUGGAAUAAAUUGUUGUGUUUUACGAUAAAAUGCGCUGGAAUAGAAUAAGUUGCUCAACUAGCAUUUGAAUGAAGCCAAGUAACUUAGUAUUUGGGAGGGGAAUGUUUGAAAAUAAAAAGAUUAAGUAACUUUUUUAUUUUAAAAUUACUUUUAUUCAGGUACCUGAAAGAAUCAACUAUAGCCAUAAUUAAUGUUCAGCAUCUGGUUCGGAGGAAGUGUAAUAAGCAAUCCCUACUACAGAUGAACAGAACCUCCCAUGCAAUUCAUUUGUUGCUUGGUUGUACCAUUUCAGUGUGUAGGACAGUACUGAAUGUUUCAAUUAAACUUGGAAAUGAACUGCGAA